This is a messenger RNA of Salvelinus sp. IW2-2015, 812 nucleotides long. RefSeq names its product DNA (cytosine-5)-methyltransferase 3A. The record is from RefSeq and is a predicted model, not a curated record. Lineage: Eukaryota; Metazoa; Chordata; Actinopteri; Salmoniformes; Salmonidae.
UGAAGGGGACUCACCUGGUUGCUACGAAGAGCACAGUUUUAAUAUUUUAAUUGGUCACCAAGCAUCUUCAUGCCGUCCAACACUACCACACUGCCACCAUCAGAGGACCCCACUACACACAUGGACUCGUGUGAGAUGGCCCCCCCCACACCCCCAGAGGAAGUUGACCCCUCCCCUCGCAGGAAACGUGGCCGGCGGAAAAUGGAGCCUCUGGAGCCGAAGGACCCCAACAUGGAGGCUGAGACGCAGGCCAACCAAGAGGCUGUGAUGAGCGUGAUGGAGGACCUAUCAGAGCCAGAGUUUCAGAAGGAGGAGGAGCCAGCAGCCAGUUUAGCCACUCCCACACCCCAGCAACACACAGACCCUGCCUCUCCCACCAUCGCCAUGACGCCAGAGCCUGUUGCCAGGGGCCACCAGGCCACACCCAGAGAUUCAGAGUACAAGGAUGGUAGAGGGUUUGGUGGCGAGCAAGCGUGCCGGCAGGCCUCUCCCCUCUUGUGAUGGUGGUGAUGAUGCAGAGGGUGGGGGGGCGGAGCUACAGAAGCAGAACAGGAAGUUGAUAGAAUGGGCCAUGACAGGCUUCCUGCCCAGCGGACCUCAGAGUCUGGACCCCCCUGAUGAGGAGAGACACCCAUAUAAGGACGUGUAUCCUGAGAUGUGGGUGGAGCCAGAGGAAGCUUACACCCCACCCCCUCCGACCAAGAGGCCCCGCAAGAACGUUGCUGAGAAACCCAAGAUCAGAGAGGUCAUCGACGAGGGGACUAGAGAGAGACUCAUCCAAGAGAUCAGACAGAAGACCAGGAACAUGGAAG